This is a messenger RNA of Penicillium atrosanguineum, 774 nucleotides long. RefSeq names its product pyridoxamine 5'-phosphate oxidase family protein. Lineage: Eukaryota; Fungi; Ascomycota; Eurotiomycetes; Eurotiales; Aspergillaceae. The record is from RefSeq and is a predicted model, not a curated record. The transcript has a single exon. Bases 1 to 774 code for a protein of 257 amino acids.
AUGGAAGGAUCAUAUCCCCUGCAAGCACGCAACACAGUACGCCGCCAUCGCGAGCGAGCCAAGUACGACUUCGAGACGGUCCAUUCUAUCGUGAACGCGUCACCCAUCCUCCACGUGUCGUUUCUGCCUACGAACCGGGACGAUGAUCCCUUUCCAACCAUCCUUCCCAUGAUUGGCUACAUGGGCUCAUUUGAUGGCUCGUCGAUGGGAGCCCUCGAUCUAUAUCUUCAUGGCCACAGUGCCUCGCGUGUCAUGCGCUUAGCCGGCAAUGACAGACCGGAGGGAAUCCCCGUCUGCGUCGCCGCGACCCUGCUCGACGGCAUCAAGCUCUCGCUAACGCCCUUCAACAACAGCUGCAACUACCGCAGUGUUGUGCUGCACGGCUAUGCAUCGAUUGUGACGGUUGAAGCAGAGAAAGAAUGGGCCCUUCGCCUCAUUACGGACGGCUUGGUCCCGGGGUGUUGGGACAAUUCCCGCGUGCCUCCUACGCGUGCCGAGAAUCUGAGCACGUCAGUUCUCAGGGUUCACGUCGCCAGCGCCAGCGCCAAAAUAAACCAAGGUGGGCCUUCUGAUGACAGGAAAGACCUUCAAGACGAUGAGGUUACUGGCAGAGUGUGGACGGGGACACUUCCUGUCUGGGAGUCUGUUGGGACACCCGUUCCAAGCAUUACGAACAAAGUGGCCCAGGUUCCGGAGUACGUGGUUCAGUGGCGACAGAAUCACAAUGCGGAUAACGAGUUGUACGCUCGGGAAGCCCUUGAGAAAGGUAAAUAG